CGAGUACGCGCAUGCGUGGACCAAUCGGGUGAUAAAGCAAAGAUGGCGUCUGACGGAGAAGUCCUAAACGCGGGCAUUAUAUUUCUGUAUUCUUACAUAUAUGUUGUUUAAUAGAGUACACACGGUUAAUAAUUGUUUGUAGCCGGAUACAUUAGUCUGAGCGCACUUUGACACUUCUCCUGUUUGAUACCUCCAUUUAAGGUAGCUUGCAGCUAGUUUAGCUGGCUAGUUAGCUUAGCUUGUUAGCUGCUAACAAAGAGACGCGGAAGUUAUUUAAACAUCGCUAAGUAGGGAACUAAUGUGAGUGUAAAGUGUUGUGAUUGUGUGAAAAUGUGCGAAAGAACGACAGCAAAGUAUGAGGAGGCACUUUGUCCAACAAAAGAGGAGGACGAGCGACAACAUCAACUACUGGAUGUUUAUUAUAAGAAACAUCAUCAAGUUGUGUUACACAGAACAGACGUCUGCCAAGAACAAUUCCUGCCUGAGAAACCGGAGUGUAGCUCCAAGAUGGUGAAGAAAGAUCCAUCAAAGAAGAAGACCAAGCGCCACACACCCUCAGACGUCUCCUUUUCUUCUUCGACACAGACCCUUUGCUGUAAAAAGGAAGAAGAAGAGGAAGAGGAGGAACACAGCAUCAGUCAGGAGAGAGAGCAUAUUGAAGGACUGGUGGAGUUCCCAGUAACUUGUGUCCCUGUGAAGAGUGAAGAUUAUGAGGUUGUAGGUGAAAACGAGGAGCCUCCAAGCAGCAGCUCAACACAACACAUGACAACAGAAGCUGAUGGAGACCACUGUGGAGGAUCACAAGCAGACAAGCUCUUAGCUCCACUAUCAGAUAGUGAGGACACAACGUCACACUCUCCUGACACUGAUGAUGAAGACUCUAAAGAUGAUAAGACAUGUCACACUGACAACACUCACUUGAAAUGUUCUCACUGUGACAAAACAUUUAAAUACCAUUGUCAUCUGAAAACACACAUGAGAAGACACACAGGAGAAAAACCUUUUACCUGUUCAGUAUGUGGUAAAGGUUUUGCAGAAAGUCAGAGUUUGAAAAAACACACAAUAUUACACACUGGAGAAAAAUCUUUUAUAUGUUCAAUCUGUAGUAAAGGCUUUGUACAAAGUUGCAAUUUGAAAGUACACAUGAGAACACACACUGGUGAAAAACCUUUUAUCUGUUCAAUCUGUGGUAAAGGUUUUGCACAAAGUUCAUGUUUGGACAAACACAGAACAAUGCAUACUGGAGAAAAAAAAUUUAUUUGUUCAAUCUGUAGUAAAGGUUUUGUUCUAAGUAACAAAUUGAAAACGCACAUGAGAACACACACUGGUGAAAAACCAUUUUCCUGUUCAUUCUGUGGUAAAGGUUUUACAGUAAGUCAAUAUUUGAAAGUACACUUGAGAACACACACUGGUGAAAAACGUUUUAUCUGUUCAAUAUGUGGCAAAUGUUUUGCAAGAAGUUCAUGUUUGGAAAAACACAGAACAAUACACACUGGAGAGAAAUCUUUUAUCUGUUCAAUCUGUAGUAAACGUUUUGGACAAAGUAACCAUUUGAACGUGCACAUGAGAACACACACUGGUGAAAAACCUUUUUCCUGUUCAAUCUGUGGUAAAGGUUUUACAGAAAGUCAACAUUUGAAAAGACACAAGAGAACACACACCGGUGAAAAACCUUUUUCCUGUUCAAUCUGCAACAGAAGCUUUUGUGAACGAUCAAACCUUGUAGCACACAGGAGAACACACACAGGAGAGAAAGUGUUGAGUUGCAGUGUGUGUGGUGAAAGAUUCUCUUAUAAGUACCAGUGUAAGAAACACAAGUGUGCUGGUGAGAACAGCAGCAGCAAAUGAAACUGCAGGAUUUGAAAUAAACUGUCAGGAUUUAAAUUUAGACUUUCUAACAACAUCAAAACAUAACAUGUGUGACAUUGCUGUUGUGUAACAAUCUUUUUAAUAUGCUUAUACAUUUAUAGAUGAGAUAUUUUAUUAUAGUGCUUUUAUUCAGUCAAACACAUGCAUUAAUAUGCAACAUUGUUUACUUUUGUUAAAAUAUUAACAGUACAAUACAUUUUUUACAUACAAUAAACAUUUUAUGUGUGUAUAUAUUGAUAAUACAAUUUUAGACUUAUUCAUAAUACUGUUUGUAUACGUGUUUGAAAUAUUGAAGUAUUACAUAAUGUUAUUUCUAAUUGUUAAUGAUUCCAUAGAUUAGCACCUUUUAUAUGAUAUACAUAUUCACUGGUUCACAUCUGAAACAUCUUCUGGACCACUUCAGGAAGCAUAUUAUUAUUUACUUUAUACAUCAUUUGAACAGUUGUCUUUUAUACAAUUUUAAAAUGUGCAACUUUAUGAAUCAUUUGUUGGGUCUCUAUUAAUCCAUUUUAUUAAUGAUUUGUAUUACUCUUUUGUAAUAUGAUGAUUGUGUUGUGAUUAUUUUAUAUGUAUGUACCCAGACCUUUAUGCAGUAUAAAAUUUAAAUGAAAUGUCUGAAUUGUUUGUGGAAGGAUGGUUUUGUUUUUACAAACAUACAUUUGUGGAUAAAACAAAAAUUCCCAUUAUCGUGUUUUAAACAUUUUUUUAAUUUUUUUAACAUCCCCAAAACAAUAUCAAUAUUAAUCAAAGUUUGGAGUGUCAGUUAAAAGCCAAUUUUGUACAUCGUCCUACAGAGAUUUACUUGUCAUACAUUCAUAGAGCUUCUCCGUUGCCGAGAGCAGAAAUUGGCGUUUUAUCCCAUUUUAAGUCACAAAUAUAUCAGAUUGUAUUUAGAAUACCAAUGCUGGAUAUUUUUAUGGACACUUUAUGGACGAUUCUAAAGUGAUAAAGGUGUCCUUGUUUGUCUAAAAGACAUAUCACCGACCGCUAGCAAGCUUUGUUUGUCUUCAGCCAGGUGGCUAGCUAGCCAGUCGCUUCCUCUCGCCUUGAACUUUAAAGUUUGCUAUUUUCGGCACAAUUUUAUCCGCUAAGUUAAUCGCUUUUGAUGUUUGUGAGUUGACAACUGUUGUUUUGUCGGAGCUUGGUAUUUUAAUAAUCGCACGUUUGAAAUGCUGUUUCUAUAGGCCUCCUAGUGCUGAUGCUCUGUAUCUGAAGGAGUUACGUGAGAUGUUUGACAGGAUAUCAGAUGAGAAUAGAGAAAUCUACUUACUGGGUGAUAUGAAUGUUGACUGGCUGGGACAGGGGUGUACAAACAAAAAUAAUUUACUAUCCAUUUUAAAUGCUUGCAAUUGUCAUGAUCUGUGGUCUAGAUCAUGUUUUGUUUAGUUAUGUUCUGUUAGUUUUGGACUCCAUUAGUUCCUGUUUGUGUGCACCUUUGUUUGUUUUACUUACCAUGGCGACCAAUUAGUUUUACCUGUCUCGUGUGUUCAGUACGCACCUGCUCUAAUCUAGAGACUUUUAUUCAAGCCUGUUAGUCGGCAUGGUUUCAUUGCUGUUUAAAUUGAAACAAGGUGUGCAGUGAGGGAGACCCUGAGGCUGCACUGGAUUUAUUUAUGUUCAUGUACAUGAGUGUUGUGGACAAGCAUGCCCAUUUGAAAAAGUUUUCAAUCAAAACUGAGUCCGCCCCAUGGAUUGAUAAUGGACUUAGGAGUUUAAUGACAGAACGAGACAUGGCUAAGAAAGCCUAAGUCAACUCGGGUUUAAUUGAUGACA
Messenger RNA from Nerophis ophidion (straightnose pipefish), 3642 nucleotides. RefSeq names its product zinc finger protein OZF-like. Gene Ontology annotation, biological process: central nervous system development; regulation of transcription by RNA polymerase II. Bases 331 to 1848 code for a protein of 505 amino acids. The transcript is spliced from 2 exons. NCBI's taxonomy places the organism in Eukaryota, Metazoa, Chordata, Actinopteri, Syngnathiformes, Syngnathidae. Gene Ontology annotation, cellular component: nucleus. The record is from RefSeq and is a predicted model, not a curated record. Gene Ontology annotation, molecular function: DNA-binding transcription factor activity, RNA polymerase II-specific; RNA polymerase II cis-regulatory region sequence-specific DNA binding.